Molecule: messenger RNA, 1363 nt
Organism: Chara braunii
Lineage: Eukaryota; Viridiplantae; Streptophyta; Charophyceae; Charales; Characeae
Source: the annotation of a GenBank genome assembly
CCACGUCACCUGUACUCUGGCCAAGCAGAAGGAUAGCUCCUCAAAGGUUUCGUGCCACAUUCGCCAAUGUCCAGGAUUGAUAAGAGGGACUGAAAGAGGCUCGAACGAGAAGGAAAGAGAAGGAUGAAGAUCAGACUGCCAGAAGGUGGGGAAGAGAGAGGGAAGACCAAACAUAGAGAGAGGAGCGAGAAGAUCAGCGUGGUUCAUUGGGGAUGUGGGAAGGAGACGAGGGUUGGGAUCGCAACUGGCCUCUCGCGCGGUGAUUGGCGAAUAUCGCCAAGAUCCGAUGCAAAGAUCGGGAUGAUGUUAUACCCCUGUCGGGCGAGGACGUGCUGCCACACGUUGGACACUUGCUCCCUCCACUCGCGCAGCGAGGUCAAGAUCGCGGUAUGCCACAGUGGAUUGACCGAGCUGAUGUCACCGUGGUCGGCUUGCAUAGAGGGAGCCGCGGAACGCAUCCCGCCGUCGCAGCAACAAUAUUUGGAUCCCCGGACGAUUCGCGAUCCUGCCUUCUUCAGGCACCCUACGAGGGAGCAGUUUUCUGCCAUUCGGGAAGAGGAGGAGGAGGAGGAGAGCACCGGGAGUGACGAAGACGAAGACGGGCUGGACGAAGGCGGGGAUAGCGACGAAGUGCUCGGAGAAGAAGAUGAAACCCCCGAAGAAGGAAGUUAUAGCGAGCAUAGCGAGGGGGAACAGAGUGAAGAAGAAGAAGAAGAAGACGAGGAAGGAGAAGAGGAGCACGAAGACAAAUCUGUUGGGUCGGAGUGGGAAGCCGUGCCGGAAAAAGCGCUGCGCACAGGUACAGAGGUUGAGGAUCCCGAGGCAGCCUGCAAAAGAGAAGAGAUCGCGGCCGGGAAGGAGUUAGAGCUCGCCAGCGCAGCAAGUCUGCAGAUCCGUGAGGACCCGAACCGAGAUCCGGAGCCUCCCCGACCUGAAGAUGGCGACCUCGCGGCCACGACUCCGGCCCCAUCAGCACGGCGACGGAGCCGAUCCCCCUCCUCCCCAACUCGUCCCCCAGUUCGCCGACGUGCUGUCGUAGAAGCUUUUGUGCGCCUCCACGAGAAAGGGUUGAUAUACAGAGGAACAUAUAUGGUGAACUGGUCUCCCAAACUGCAGACAGCAGUGUCAGAUUUGGAAGUAGAGUACUCCGAGGAGCCAGGGGCACUCUAUGUCUUCAAGUACAUGUUGUCCGGAUCUGAGAAUGAGUACCUGCCUGUCGCAACGACUCGUCCUGAAACAAUAAUGGGGGAUACUGCUGUGGCUGUCCACCCAGAGGCUACCAGACUGACCUAGGACGACUUCCCCAGCCGUGCCAGGGAAAAAAUAUAUAAAAUCAUUAAAAUAAUAAAAUGUUUAUUUUUAA